Messenger RNA from Auanema sp. JU1783, 285 nucleotides. Lineage: Eukaryota; Metazoa; Nematoda; Chromadorea; Rhabditida; Rhabditidae. The record is from the annotation of a GenBank genome assembly.
AUGACGAGGGAAUGCUAUCCUUUAUGUCAUGAGAAACGGGAUUUUAUGGAGGUUCAUCCUCCACGAUCAGAAGAAGAUUUUUAUAAAAGUUAUGACCCAAUGAUAGGAAUUGGAACAGCUAUGACAUUAAUAAUAUUUUUUUUUCUUAUAACUGUCAAAGCAUGUGCACGGUAUUUAACGCGUAAAUGGCAGAUGUAUCAUUUCUAUCGUAAUAUAGAAAAGACAACAGUAUCUCUACCUGAAGCUGCGAUUACAUGCGAAUCUCAGCAACAUAUGAUUGUUUAA